Molecule: messenger RNA, 903 nt
Organism: Microsporum canis CBS 113480
Lineage: Eukaryota; Fungi; Ascomycota; Eurotiomycetes; Onygenales; Arthrodermataceae
Product: PENR2 protein
Exons: 2
Coding region: 1-903 (300 amino acids)
Cellular component (GO): nucleus
Molecular function (GO): DNA-binding transcription factor activity; protein dimerization activity
Source: RefSeq, a predicted model, not a curated record
AUGUCGGAGCCCACUAUGAAUACAAUGGAACACAACUCUAACGACCCAAACACCUCUAAUAAACGCAAACGCGAAGCCAUGGACACUGGUGACGUCCAGCGUCUUCGCUCUGCUCAUGGCGGGCCUAAUAAUUUCGAUGUCAACAUCCAAGCCACUGAAAACUACGGCUAUGAUGCUCACGGAAUGCCAAACAACACCACAGACCUGAGCCACAUCGAUCAGCAACUUCUGCAGGCUGUGGGCAACCAGAAUGGCGUCUCUGACGAGAAUGCCAUGACUGCGAAGGCUGCACUUGCUGCUCAUCAGCCCGAGUCCAAGUACCCGCCCCCCGAGCCAUCCUUUGAUAGCAACGGUCUCGGAAACAACCUUGCCUUCGGCCAGGAUGUUGGCCAGGUUUCCAUGGGGGGCGUUCAGGGUCACACCUCUACUGCUGCGGCCGUGUAUGCUGCACGGGAGGCUCAGGCUCAGGCUGCCCAGCAGAUCAGUCCCAAGCCGACCGUCGGGUCUGUCGAAUGGCACCAGGUUCGAAAGAACAAUCAUAAAGAAGUUGAACGUCGUCGUCGUGAGACAAUCAACGAAGGUAUCAACGAGAUUGCCAAGAUGGUUCCAGGCUGCGAGAAAGCCAAGGGCUCGAUUCUCCAGCGCGCCAUCCAGUACAUCGCCAAACUCCAGGAAGACUCUAAAGAGAUGGCUGCCCGUUUCGAUACCACCAACAUGACCACUAACCAGGCAAUCACCGAAAUCAGUACCCAAAACGCCAAGCUCAAAAAUGAAGUCAACCUCCGCAGCGACAUCGCUGCAAAGUGGAUUCAACGUUGUCGUGAUGCUGGACUCAACUUCGAUGAUUAUGACGAUGAAAAGAGCCUGGGCAAGCUUCCAGUCGAUGAGUCUCAUAAUAUUUAA